Molecule: messenger RNA, 7641 nt
Organism: Volvox carteri f. nagariensis
Lineage: Eukaryota; Viridiplantae; Chlorophyta; Chlorophyceae; Chlamydomonadales; Volvocaceae
Exons: 45
Coding region: 1-7641 (2546 amino acids)
Molecular function (GO): FAD binding
Source: RefSeq, a predicted model, not a curated record
AUGAUAGACUUGGGAUGGAGAUCCGUUAUUCGACAAGGCAGCGGCCACCACUACGGCGGCAUCAGCCUGGUGGAAGGAGCGCUGCUUCUGGACUUGUCCGCCCUCAGAAACGUUCAGGUGGACCCCUCCUCGCGGCUGGCGCGGGUGGGUCCGGCAGUCACCUGCCGGCAGCUGCGUGCCGCCCUGGGCCCCCACGGACUCCACUUCCCGCUGCCCCACCUGUCGGACGUAGGGCUGUCUGGCUACCUGCUAGGCGGGUGGUGGGAGUGGGGGUGGUGGAGGUGUAGUAGGCGGUUUAGGGGUAACCUGGUAAUGAGGGGAGGACUUGAAGAGCAACCGCCUGAGUUGGGCUGGGGCUGGGGCUGGGGUGGAAAUGAUGGCGGUGGCAACGGUUGGGGUGUACGGCAGUGGGGUGCUGCAGCGGACAAUGUGGAGGAGAUGGAAGUGGUGCUGCUGCAGGGAGGAGGUGGCAGUGGCAGCGGAGUGGAGUCAGAGUCCUCCUCCGGGUGUUGUGGUGUGGUUCGUGUCAGUAACCGGAGCGACCGCGAGCUGUUUUGGGGACUUCGUGGUGGCGGCUCCUUCCUAGGAGUGGCGACGGAGUUCGUGUUACGGCUCUAUGUCGUACCGCCCCGGCUGCCACUCAUCACCGCCACCUAUCCGCUACGUCUGCUGGGUCAGUUGCGGGCGCUGUAUCCUGACGCCCGUUUGUCACUCCAAGAGGGGCCUAUGCCGUACGAGGAGGCGCUUUCCGUACUGGAUGCCUCCUGGAGUUGGCCGGGCCUGUGCAUGUACGGCCAUGGCGUGUUCGUACCCGUGCCGUCGCUGCGUGACUAUGGCGGCGAUGGAGACAACGGUGGUGGCGGCGGCAGUGUGGCGGCCGUACUGGCCGCCGCUGCCGCCAGCAUGACGUGCCGACGUUCCAUUCUUUUGGUGUGCCCCAGCGCCCCUUCAAUACCCGGUUGUGCUGCUGCUGCUGCCGCCACCAUCACCGCCGCCGCCGUCGCGCCUGCCGUACAAACCGCCGCCGCUGCAGGCACUGUUGGCGACGGGAAUGUGCCGUGCGCUGCAAGACAAGGAGAAGUAGAAUUCGUCCCCGGGUCAUUGAGCUUUCGAGACACGUUUUACCUGGGUAUUUACGGCAUGUGGACCCGCAGCCAGGAAGGGGCCAUCGUCGACGGUGACGCAAGCCACGUGGGAUGGGUACGAACUUGUGCCACCGCCCUGGAGCCGUACACUGUCGGAUUGUACGGCAAUGAGGUGAUGCACGACGAGCGGGGGCAGCAGGAUGUUGCAGUCCAAGGUCCAAGGUGUGCCGCACACCGGGUCCUCCAGGAGCCCCAGUUCAAUCCCAGCAUCCCCCCCAAUGAGGGGCAAUCUCGGGGUUGCCUCAAUGCAGCGGUCCCUGAUUUUGUCUCUGCUGGCCUCGGGGCCUUCCGCAUAUGCCUACUGGAGAUGAUACUACUAACCGGCAUCACGUGCAACAUCAAGGCGUGCUCCAUGCGCAUGGGUGGGAACAGCAUGGCGGCUGGCCCAGGAGGGCAAGAGGAGCUGUGCCAGUACUCAUGGAACUACGGCAGCAGUUCCAAGCAACAUACCCAAGCCAUGGCAGAACCUUCAUGCAACAACGAUAGUAGCAUGGGGAGCUUGUGCGUGGCGUCGCUCGUCAGGGACCUGCUGGCAGUGCCCGGGCUCAAGGUCAACCCGAGUACGGAGCUCCGAAACAAGGUGGAGGAUGCCGUGGAGGGCUUCCUGGAGCAGUGCCUCAACAUACGCGUGGCGCCGGUGCGGCCGGUCAAUCUCCUGCUGCUGGAGCAAGCCCGGGACCGCGGCGCCUACUACUUGAGCGACCUGGUUCUGUCGCAGCUGGGCUUCCGGCUGAACCUAACCUUUGCAAACAUCUUUGAUUUGACGCCAACGGUUGUUUCCAGCUUCCGAGCCCCUGGGGGUCCCUUCCUGGACGGUUUCAGCAUCGACCCUUCCGCAGUUGUGGAUCUAUCUGAGGUGGAUGCGCUGGCACCCCUGGAGAAAUUUGUGCUCGAGGACCCUAAGAUUGCCUGGGCGGAUGUACUGCCGUUCUUUCGCCAGGUAGCCACCAUAUACGACGGCCACCUCAUAACCGUACCCUUCUCAGGCCAGGCCAGUGUGCUGUAUUACAGGAGGGACGUGUUGGCGCAGUGGCAGUUGCCUCCCCCGGCCACGUGGGAGGACCUCUUGUACGCCGCCAGGAUGAUAAACGGCUCCGAUAUGAACGGUGAUGAAGUGGGGGAUUACUCCAUCUGCUGGCAAAUGGAGGACUGUCUGGAGGCGCCGGUGCUGCUGGUGCAAGUGGCGGCGCCCUUCUUGCAGUCUAUGGUCAGUAUGGGCACUGGUCAGGGUUGGAUGUUCGACCCCACCGACAUGACCCUGCUGCUCAACAGCACAGCCAUGAUACGGGCCAUGGAGCUGCUCCGGGAGCUGCAGCUGCGCGACCUGCCAAUGCACUCACACCCAACGCGCACCGGAGGAACCCAGCGUCUCAUCUCAGCCUUCAUCACCCCCAUCGACUUCACCCGGGGAGGGGGGGGACCAGCGAAACUGACAGCACCAGGUCUGGGUUGUAAUUUAGUUCAUGUCAACUUCAUCAACCGCACAUGCGCUUUCACGAUAAAGUGGAGCGAGCAAUUCAAGGGCACUCAGUUGUAUGGUAUGGAGGGUCUUGUGGGAGUUACCCAACUUCCGGGCUCAACAGAAGUGCUCAACCGAACCACGGGGCGGUUGGAGCGGUGUACGGCAAUCAACUGCCCACACGCCACCAACGAAACUAGCAUGGUGGCUGGCGGAAAGGUGGUCCUAGUCAACCGCGCGCCGCACUUUGGAUUUGGCGGCUUCGGGGGUGCGGCACGCAAGGGCAUCGACCCCGGCUACCAGACCGCCAUCUAUCAGUUCUUCGCGAAUCUGGCGGGACCUGAGCUCAGCUGGGAGUUUGUGCUGGACCUCCAAUCGCCCGUGGGCCCUUUCCGCCAAUCCCAAGUGGAUGUGAACGACGAAACCAAUUUCAAGAGAUGGACGGAUCGCGGUUACCAUCCUGGCGCUACCCGGGACUUCCUGACCGCCUGGACAGCCUCCAUUCGCAACCCCAACGUGGCGCUGGACAUUCGGAUCCGUAACUCGUUCUUGUACAGGCGGAUUCUAUCUGACGCCGCCGCCGCGCUUCUUACGGAUGCCACCCUGGAGUCCAUUCUCGCAAACCUGACGUCGCAAUUUAUGGCCGUACUGAAUAGCAGUGGGAACCUGAGUGCGAUUCAAACCGGUUACCGCGCAGCUCUGGGCUACAUAACGAGCACUGAGUCGCCGCGGAAAGAAGGGGACGACUCCCAGCACAGCUCGAAGCCGUGCUGCCUGACGAGCUCCCGACGGGAUCUGCAGACCACCCUGCCUGUAGCGCUGGUGGUGAUGGUGCUGCUGCUGAUGUUGUCGGGAUACUGGCUGUGGUGUCGAGCUCACAGGCGCAGUCUCCUUGGCUCCCCCCUGGCCCCCAAGCCCCGCCCCGAAACCACCCUCUUGGUAGCCACCCUGCCUGAUCUACCCGCCCUCCUGAGGGACCUACCCGAGCCCAUCAUGAUCCGCGGCGGUGGCGGCGGCGUCGACACCGAUGGCUCCAAGGCAGCUGCCGCCGCCGCGUCGGCGGCGCUGGCGGCGGCGCUGCUGACGCCGGAAAGCGCGUUGCAGCUAGGGCCGCUGGCCGCGGAGUCCUGGUACAUGUUGUGUGCUUUUGGGUCGCCACGCGACGCGCUGCGAUUCGCCGCCGCAGCGCAACUGGGGCUUAUGCAAUUAGAUUGGCCGCCGGGGCUGCUGCGCCAUCGAAAGUGCGAGCCGCUGUACGCACUUCCACAGCAACAGCAACAGCAACGACAUACCGACGAACAGCACUUGGAACGCGAUGGCAACCGAACCACAACCGCUGGUUUCGGAAGCCCAUCAGUGCCCUACAGCAUUGACGACGCCUGCGGCGACGGCGGCCUCAGCGGAACAGGGUCGUCAGGACGGGCGUUGGGGCAGUUGGCGAAGCACAUGGGAGGUCAGAGCGUCAAUGCCGCCGCCGCCGCGGCGGCGGCGGCGAUCACUUCCGCAGUUACGUCAUGGGUGAUGGACCUUCCGGACCCUUUGGGCUCGAGUGCGGCUUCUUUCUCUGCUGCGGGGGAUUCAAGAGCGGCCUCAUUCUCGCAGCGUUAUAGAACCAUGUCACGCCUGGCGCUGUUGUACAGCACCAACGGGGGUGGCGGCGCCGGCGCCGACAGCAGCGGUGGCCGCUGCGCAAGCGGCGGCAGCGUUCACAUUAUCCGCCCUUUUGGAGUGACCGACAGCGAGGCUGGCACUCUGCUGCCUCAGCCGUCACCGCCGCCGCGCAUGGGACACCUUCCGGCCGCAGCCAUUGCCGCCGCCGUGUCCGCCGACGCAGCAGCAGCCCAGCGGCGGGAACGCGGCGGCAUGGGGCUACAGGUCGUACGACUGGCGCAGUAUUACCGCGCCGUCUACAGGGUCGUCAAUGCCCGGGGCCAGUUGAUGUCGUACUUCAAGCCCUCCGCCAACAUUGCCGCCGCCGGCGGCAGAGCAGGUGGCCGUGGCGGUGGCGCCGUCUGCAGCACGGCUGCUGCUGCGGCACCGCCCCGAAACGACGGGAUUGACAAUGCCGUACAGAUGUGCCCUGCUGGGCCGUCGACGGUGGAGGAAGCGCUGCCGCGGGUGACGCCGGCGGAGGCCCGACGUACGGCUGAUGUGGCUCAGUCGUCGUACACUCGCUUCUCCGACCCGCUCUGUGGGCAUGGAACGGCCAACCAAGACGUUGAAGACGACCUGGACAAGGUUGCCACCGCCGCUACGGCGGCGGCCGUAGCUGCGGCAGCUGCUGCCGUGGGGGCCGUGAAGGGCACUGGUUCUGCGGGAGCAGCAGCGGCGCUGACUUGGGAGACCGGCGGCGGCAGUGGCAGCAGUGGCGGCGGCGGCGGCGGCGGCCGCGCCUUUUUUGAGCUCCGGACGGCUGAUGGCGGUGGUGGCCGUGGCGGCGGUGGCAGUGGCGCCUGCUCGGAAGGCGGUGGCAAGGAGAAGGAUAAGUGCAGGUCUGGCGCUGGAGCUGGCGCUGGAGGGGAGGCGGGAGGUGGCGGCGGUGGCGGCGGUGGCGGCGGCGGCGGCGGCGGUGGGUUGCACCGACGGAACAGCCGAAAUAUCCCUCUACCCUUCCGCCGGGAGAGCAGUGGCAUCUUCCGUUCCAAAUCCAUCCUGGAAGCGGAGGGCCGGAUGCAUCUGGUUCGCAACCUGGCAUCCGGCGGCGGCGGCGGCGGCGGCGGAAGUGACGACGAGGAAUCCGAGCCGGAGCCGGAGCUGGAAAUGCUGGCUGAAGAGACUUGUACGGAAAGGUAUUCGAACAGGCCACACAGCGGCGGCGGCGGCGGCGGCAGCGGCUAUGGCCGGCAGUUGCGCGGCGCCGAGGCGUUGGCGUCGGCAUCGGUGUCGCAGAGGCGCUUGAUGCGGCAGGCGAGGGCGGCAGCGGCGGCGAUGGCAGCAGCUGCGGUGGCGGCGGUGACGACGGCGGCGACGCCACUGCGGUUUUCGCUGACGUCGCUGGGUUUGACGGAGGCUGGCGAGGCCGCAGAAGUGGAGGAGAAGGGGCGCAAUGAGGAGGUGGAGCUACUGCUUGCGGAGUUUGGGACGCUCGUUCAGCGCGGCCUCCGUGUGUGCAUGGGCCUCAGCUCAGGCGUCUCGUCAAAUGAAGUGUCGUACAACAAGACCGCCAAGCGCAUGCAGUAUGGCGGGCCCAGCCUGCACGUGGCACGUGCCGUGUCGUACUCGGCGCACGGCACCGCAUCCCGACUUUUGCUGAGCGGCUUCGCAUACAAGCAGCUAGGAUCCUUUCGGGGUCCGGGAGGGGGUUGGGGGGGAGACCCCCCGGGGCUGCGUGCGGGUUAUGGUCCCGGAGCCAAGGCGCGUGGCGGAGGCCGAGGCGGAGGCGGCGCCGUGACGGUUCUCAACAUUGGCGAGUACAGGUUACGGCGGCCGUACAUGCUGCCGCAGGCGUUGGAUCUGUACAUGGUACCCCCUCACCGCAGCACGCUCCUGGCCUGGGACGUGUCCGAGGCCCAGGCCGCUCUGUCCCUAUUCCAGUUUGUGGCCACGCGACAGGUGGCGACAUUCGGGGGGUAUCUGGUGGAGCUGGCGGAUGGGCUGUGUUUGGCAGCGUUCACGGACCCCGCGGCCGCCAUCAGGUGUGGCCUCACCCUCCUAGACCGGCUGGUAUCUGCGGACUGGAGUCCCAAGCUGCUUGAGCAUGAGCUGUGUGAGGAGGUGGUGGUUUCGGAGAUCGGAAUUGAUGUAGGGCCCGUCAAGGCGGAGAUCAGCGCUGUCACCGGCCGCGUGUCGUACAGAGGAAAGUGCAUGAACCGUGCGGCACGGAUUGCCGCCAAGGCGCCCGCCGGUCAGCUCUGGUGCAGCGGAGACGUCUGGCGAGCCUGCGGAGGCACAUCCGCGCCGCCGGCACCGCCGCCGCCGCCGCCGCCGCCGCCACAAACUCAGGCAGCGAUGCCGCCGCAACUACUUUCCCCUCGUCCGGCAUUGCAGCCCUCCCCCCUCCACCAUUCCUUGUCGCAUCGAGAGACGACCGCGAUAGCGACGAUGGGUGUACGGCGACGGGGCAGCACCUGUACGACAGACGGUGGCGGAGGCGACGAUGACGGUAGCGAGCAGAUGCACACGCCUGUGACGGCUCGUUACCAGGGCCGCCACCAACUGAAGGGCGUUUCAGAGCCGAUGGAUUUAUGGAGCUGCAGGUUCGACGGCGGCGCUGCCGGAAACUUCCCCAGCGUCUGCAUGUCGCCGUCGUACGCGCUCUCCCCUUCCGUACUUCGGCGAGCCUCUGCCGUACUCGGCAGCGGCGGCGGCGGGACUCUAAUGAUGACGCAGAGCGCGCCUCUUUCCGCUCAUGCCAUACAGGCCGCGUCCGCUGCGGCACCGAUAGAAGCGGCACUGCCGGCGGAAGCCGUACCGGCACCUAGCACGCCAGAUCGCAGGGGUGGCGGCGCCGCCCCUUCCGCCUCCGCCGCCAUCGCUGCAGCAGGCGCAGGCUUCCGCCAGGUCUUCCCGGGCCAUAGGAGGUCACUGGAGGCUCUCACCAUGGACAUGAGCUCGUCCCUGCCCGACAACAACCAACUCAACUACCAACGGGCACCGUCGGACAGUGGCGUCAACAAGCCGGGCUCGCCGUGUGCUGCUGGGUGGGCUGCUAGCGGCAGCAGCGGCGGCGGCGGCGUCAGGGUUGGCGGCAACGGUAGCGCCGGCCAGUCGCUGCGUGGUGGUGUGGCGUCGAUGUCAAUGCCGAUGAAGACUCCGCCGCGGCCACUGGCACCGCUGCCGCCACCGCCGUUGGGUUACGGAUGUCCGGCAAGGCCCCUCUUCUCCGCCGGACGGCAGGUUGAUAACGGUUUGGAUUUGGAAUCCCCUUUCACCGACCACCCCGCCUUCGUCAAAACCAUGUCUUCAAUGGAUUGGAGUGUUCGUAGCGGCGCCGGUGGCGCUGGCGGCGCUGCCAGUGUUCGCCUCGAGAUGGCGCUACAGGGUCGGGCAACAUUGCGCUACGGGCUUGCGGAAGGGGCCACAUUGCCCAUGUCCUGA